UGUCUUUACUACUAUAAAGUUCUAGCAUUCUCCGAUUUACCACAUCCAAACAGCAGCUUCGUAACCCAUCUUUAAUUUCCAAGCAAUUAGACUACAAGCUACUCUGCUAAAUAUGGUUCAACAAUCUCGCUUCUCAUUUUCACUUCUCUUUCUCUUCCUCCACUGCAGCACCAAAAUUUUAGCUCAGGCACCAGCUGCAGCACCAGUAGUACAGCCACCACCAGCAGCUCCAGUAAAGGCACCGCCUGCGCCGCCUGCACAAGCACCAUCAGGAGUACAAAUACAACCAUCACCUGGCCCUCUCGAUGUGGUUAAAAUCCUUGGAAAGGCAAGCCACUUCACAGUGCUUGUUCGCCUAUUGAAAGCUACACAAGUUGAUACAGAAUUGUUCUUGCAACUCAACAACACUAACAAUGGAGCAACCAUCUUUGCUCCAACUGAUGGUGCAUUUUCAGGCCUAAAAGUAGGCACUCUGAAUUCCUUAAGCGAUGGAGAAAAGAUUGAGUUAGUGAAGUUUCAUAUAGUGCCUACAUUUAUAUCAUCUUCACAGUUCCAGACUGUGAGCAAUCCUGUCAGGACAUUGGCAGGAGCAGGUCACAGGUUUGCGCUUAAUGUGACUACAGGAGGCAGUACAGUGAACAUAACUACAGGACUGACCAACACGACAAUUUCUGGAACUGUCUACACCGAUACCAGGCUUGCUAUUUAUCAGGUUGACAGGGUGCUACUUCCUCUAGACAUAUUCACUCCUAAACCUCCUGCUCCAGCUCCAUCACCAGCGGCACUGGCACCAGAAAAGUCCACAAAGGCUCCCAUUGUAGAGUCUCCUGUUGCCCCUAAGGAUCUUUCCGCGUCAAUGAGUUUAUUUAUGCAAAAUAAUGUUGUUUUCCUUGCAGCUGGUAUAGUUUGUGCAUUGAUUCCCUUAUGAGAAAUGCAAGUUUUGACCAGGUAUAUGUUGAGUUGCGAACCCUAUUACUGUUGUUCUAUAAUUUGCGGCGGCUUUGGAUUCUGGAGUGGUGUUUGUCAAGAUGGUGGCUGAUUUUGAAUAAUCCCUAUUUUCUUCCUCAAUUUACAAUCGUAAACAUUAUUGUAUCUUGUCAUCUACAAUCAAGUUCAUGUUGUCACCAAAGAAUACGAAGCUUGUUUAUUGGGAUUUUGUCAUCUACAAUCAACUUUAUUUAUAGAAAAAUAAAUGGUGGAAUGAGUUGUUGUAUUGUAAUGAAUAAUUGAAAAAAUAAGAUGAUUUACUAUUAAAAAUUA
Molecule: messenger RNA, 1260 nt
Organism: Ricinus communis (castor bean)
Lineage: Eukaryota; Viridiplantae; Streptophyta; Magnoliopsida; Malpighiales; Euphorbiaceae
Product: fasciclin-like arabinogalactan protein 12
Exons: 1
Coding region: 113-928 (271 amino acids)
Source: RefSeq, a predicted model, not a curated record